CAGGUCUCGGUGCUUUCUCGUUCUGCAUCUCAAGAUCGAAGUCCAACUUCCAGUCGCUCGCUAGCAUCCAAACUCUAGGUCUUUGUACCACCGACACUCGUUCAACCAACAAUCAAUAUACCCAGAACCUCUUAAGUUCUCUAAUUCAGAAACUACCCAAUCCAACCAUCAAAAUGAAGUUCGCUACCACCGCCGCUGCCGUCGCAGCUCUUGCUGCCUCUGCCUCUGCCGCCGCUGUUACUACCACCACCGGCGGUGCUUGGGACGACUGGGGAUCAUCCACCACCACCAGCACCAAGGCCACCACUACUACCACCACCACCACCAAGGCCACCACCACCUCCGCUGCUCACGGAUCUUGGGAUGACUGGGGUGCCAGCACCACCACUACCACCAAGGCUGCCACCACCACCAGCGCUGACGGUGCUUGGGAUGACUGGGGAAGCAGCAGCAGCAGCAGCACCACCAGCUCUGCUCCCAAGAAGCCUACCACCACCACCGUUGCUACCACCAGCUCUGUCGGUUCAUGGGACGACUGGGGUGCCAGCACCACCACCACUCCUGGUAAGAAAUUUUCUACUACGUCUACCAAGGCCUCUACCACCACUUCUGCCACUGGCACCUGGGGCGACUGGACCCCAGACUACUACACCACUGCCACCGUGACUGCCAUCACCACCUACUGCCCAGAGGCCACCACCUUCACCCACGGCUCAAAGACAUACACCGUCACCGGUCCUAGCACCGUGACCCUAACCGGCGGUCCUUUCACUGUCACCGUCCCCGUCUACACCUCAACCUCAACCUCUUGCACUGAUGCCAGCACCUGGGCUGAGUGGACCUCCACCUCCUCCACCCCUGUCGCUGCUUCGUCGACCAGCACCGGCAAGGCCUCCACCAGCACCGUCACUGGUGCCUGGGGAACCACCGCCACCCCUGUUGCUGCCACUUCCACUGCCAGCUCUGCCACUGGCACCGGUGUCUGGGCCGCAUACUCCGCCACCUCCGUCUCACCUGCUGUGUACACUGGCGCUGCCAACGCCCUUGCCAUCAACAUGGGCGCUGGUCUUGCUGGUGUUGGUGCCAUCGCCGCUUUCCUCCUGUAAAUGGUGGAAGGUCUGCAUUUGAACUUCUCUUGACAACCGUUUCCUGGAGGCAUGGGGACAGCAACACUUUCUCCCGGUCAGCGCCGGAUGCCAUACGUGGCGCGCGCAUCAACCAUCUUUACGGCAUGGGCAAGGACAAGACAUGACGACAUUUUGGCAUUUGACUUGAUUUACUUCAAGACGGCGUACUGACCGACGUUGUUGGGCCUAUUGCUGGCGGGUGACCCACCUCCGCAGGACUUCCUGGGUCUGGUCAUUUUUUAUAUUAAUGAACAUUUACUUGUUUUUUGAGGGUAGCAUUGCAUUGCGUGUUCUCGGCGGGCGCAUCCAAAAGAAAUGUCAAUUAUUUUCCAAGUUAUCGAAGACUCUCUUCUGUACUUAGAUUUUCUGUAUCGUGGUCGAGAAUAUCAAUUGCUAUGCCCUCACAAAAA
Messenger RNA from Exophiala viscosa, 1537 nucleotides. RefSeq lists its product as uncharacterized. Bases 174 to 1106 code for a protein of 310 amino acids. Gene Ontology annotation, cellular component: fungal-type cell wall. The record is from RefSeq and is a predicted model, not a curated record. Lineage: Eukaryota; Fungi; Ascomycota; Eurotiomycetes; Chaetothyriales; Herpotrichiellaceae. Gene Ontology annotation, biological process: fungal-type cell wall organization. Gene Ontology annotation, molecular function: structural constituent of cell wall. The transcript has 2 exons.